Fusarium pseudograminearum CS3096 is the source of this 129-nucleotide messenger RNA. RefSeq lists its product as uncharacterized. The transcript has 3 exons. The record is from RefSeq and is a predicted model, not a curated record. NCBI's taxonomy places the organism in Eukaryota, Fungi, Ascomycota, Sordariomycetes, Hypocreales, Nectriaceae. The coding region runs from base 1 to 129 and encodes 42 amino acids.
AUGUUUCCCAUUUCUUGCUUCAUUGCAGUCAAACUGAUGUUUGAGAUUGUGCACAUGAUGAAAGAGUUGGGCGUGGUGUUGUGUAGCGAGAUAGAAUACGGAAUCAGAUAUGGCUGCGGCUAUGGAUAG